AUGUUCUCUGUCAUAGCACGUAUAUCUAUCUAUCUAUCUAUCUAUCUAUCUAUCUAUCUAUCUAUCUAUCUAUCUAAGUCUUUUAAUAUAUAUCUAAUUUUGUUUCUAUCUCAAUAUCUACUAAAAUCUGUUUCUUCCUUUCUAUCUAUCUAUCUAUCUAUCUAUCUAUCUAUCUAUCUUUACCUCUAUAAUGGAUCUGUUUCUAUCUAUCUAUCUGAUAUGUGUUCAUAUCUAUCUAUCUUUAGUUCUAUAAAUGGUUCAUAUCUUUAUAUCUAUCUAUCUAUCUAUCUAUCUAUCUAUCUCAAUUGCUUCAUAUUUCUCAUAUCUAUAUCUCUUUUUAUCUUUCGUCCGGUUUCAUCAUUUUUGCCGUCCGGUUUCAUCAUUUUUCGAUCUGUUCGUCAGACUUCCUGUUACACACGCAAGCUUCUUAAGCUCGUCUCGUUGAUCAUUACUGUUGAAGCGAGUUUGAAUCUCACCCAAGGCCCCACCCUCUCUGUUCAUGGAUUUAUAUCUAUCUAUCUAUCUAUCUAUGUGUUCAUUAUCUAUCUAUCUAUCUAUAAUGUGUUCAUAUCUAUGAUGUAUUCAUAUCUAUCUAUCUAUCUAUCUAUCUAUCUAUCUAUCUAUCUAUCUAUCUAUCUAUCUAUCUAUCUAUCAUUAUCUAUCUAUCUAUCUAUCUAUCUAUCUAUCUAUCUAUCUGUGUUCAUUAUCUAUCUAUCUAUGUUUAUCUCUUGUCUUAUGCAAUGUUUAAUCGACGCAACACCUUAUGAGUCUUAUUUCUUUAUGAUACAGUGGGCACGUAUUAAACUCACUGCAGUUGUAAUGACCUGUUUGUUGGAAAUCAUGAAAUUCGAAAGGGGCCAGCCCUCCUUUUAA
Acanthosepion pharaonis is the source of this 873-nucleotide messenger RNA. NCBI's taxonomy places the organism in Eukaryota, Metazoa, Mollusca, Cephalopoda, Sepiida, Sepiidae. The record is from the annotation of a GenBank genome assembly.